Molecule: messenger RNA, 474 nt
Organism: Salvia miltiorrhiza (redroot sage)
Lineage: Eukaryota; Viridiplantae; Streptophyta; Magnoliopsida; Lamiales; Lamiaceae
Exons: 1
Coding region: 1-474 (157 amino acids)
Source: RefSeq, a predicted model, not a curated record
AUGGGAAUUUUCACAGUCAAAGUGGCGUACAAAGCUCUUAGCAACGGAGCAAGCGAUCAUCAAAGCAAAAACUUGAAUUCUCCAUCUUUUGGAACGCUCCGGCAUCGCAUAAGGCAAAAAACAACUGCUUGGAGGAUCAUGGAUGGAAGAUUGGCUACGUGUGAUAAUCUUCUGAAGAGGCAGGUUUCAGUCCCGAUCACGGAGACAGUUUGCGCCCUCUGUAAGCUGCAGCUCGAAGACACAAAUCAUCUCUUCUUUUCCUGCCAAAAGACCACUGAAAUCUGGUACGAAGUACUCCUUUGGCUCGGCAAGCAGUUGGCACUACCAUCCAAUGCGAAAGACCACCUUUUCAACCUUCACAAAUCUUGGGUGCAAGAAAGACGUAAAAUUUCUUUCCGGAGUUCGGAUUUAUGUUGCAUGGGUGCAUCUGGAAUGGAAGGAAUGAUAGCAGAUUUGACCAAGGAAGUUGGGUAA